Molecule: messenger RNA, 3493 nt
Organism: Lactuca saligna
Lineage: Eukaryota; Viridiplantae; Streptophyta; Magnoliopsida; Asterales; Asteraceae
Source: the annotation of a GenBank genome assembly
UAUCAAGCCUCUUUGCUAUAUGCCACGUCCCUUCCACCCCCAAAAAGUUUCCCCAACAGCAAAAAAUUCUAACAAACACCAAAAACGAGUGUUUCUGCGUUUCGUUUCGAAUCUUAUCAUGGCAAUGAUUUUAUCAAAAUUUUACGUACAUUCUGAUUUUUAAUUUCUGUGGACUCUUUGCUUAAGCAUUGAACUGUUUGCAAUCAGUUCCUUUUGGAAUUUGUAAAACAAAUUUAUUUUUCCGUGCUUGUUAGGGCUUUAUAGAUCGAUUUUAUUUGCAAUUUCGUACGUCCGAGUGUUUUCCCAGGUGUUGUAUCUGUACUGCCUUCCGAUUCUAAAUUGACGAAGAGAUCUCCUGUAGAUUUGUGAAUCUCUGAAAUCUGAAUCAUGAUAUGGUGAAGGCAAAAGGACUCGCGGGUUAUUUUCUAAGAUUGCAUUAUGAAACCAACAUCACGAAAAAACCACCAAAUUAUGUUGAGAAAUGGAGGAUUUCGAUCGGAGACUGCAGCUGAAACAAUGUCGUUUCCGUUGAAAUUUUGGUGAAUUAGAGCUUCGAUUACAGGGAUUUAGGGUAAAGAUGGGGUGAUUUUAUGCAACCAAUCUCGAUGAAAUGAGAAGGGUAGAAUUAUGGAACCGAAAAGUAGAUUAAGAAUCCAAUGGACGCAAGAAAUUUAGGUAUUACUGUAGCUCUUUUCGUUGUGUUGGUGGCAGGUGUUUGUGAAGGUCGCAGAUUUCCAGACAAAUCUUCCUCUGGCCAUGGAGUCCAUUGGAGGGCUCAUGAUAUAGACGAAAAUAAGGAAGAUCAAGUUUCGUUAUUUUGUAGAAAACAGCUCAAAAAAAUUACACAAGCUAUCGAGUAUUUUACCCUUAAUUUACCAAACCCAACAAACUAUAUCACAAACUCUAAUGCAACAUCAAUAAGAAAAAUUCUUAUACAACAUAAAGCCAUUCUUAACCACCCUCCAACACUAAAUCAAUCUUUCCAUAGACCAAAUGCUCGAAUCCUCAAACCAAAGGGCCGUCGCCGGAAAAGACCGCCACGGCGGCGGCGGCGGAGGCGCCGCCGCCCACCAUGGCCACCAGAUCCAUCGCCAGCUCCAUCUCCAUCUUCACCCAGACCCAGUGCUCCUACUCCUAACAUGGCCCCAUCUCCAGCUGGGGAUGGAGAUGGGGCCCUGACUCCCGAUGGGGAUGGGGCCCCACUGCCUCCUGAAAGGGCCCCACCAACUCCAGGUAGGGCCCCAUCGAGUCCUGGUGGGGCCUCAUCUCCAACACCAACCCGUAAACCAUUUCCAAAACCUAAACCAUUACCUGAACGUGAACCUUUUCGAGAGCCUUCAUCCAAUUUUUCACCGGAAAAAGCCAGAAGGCCGCCGGAUUUGUUGCCGGAAGAUGAUAGCAAGGAGCGGAAGUUGCUGAUAAUUGCUGCAACUUCAACCACAGUGGCGGCAUUUGCUAUUUUCUCAUUGUUUUUGGUUUGCUUUCUUAGACUGAAAAAGCGGAGAAGGGGAGGUAAUAAUGAUGGAAGAGGGGAGGGGAGGAGGAAUCUUGCUAGUGGUUUUUCACUGAAAUCCAAGAAACUCAAAAGUACAAAGGACAUGGCUCAUGAUGUAUCCACCAAUGAUGCUUCAGUUCCCGAAGAUGAAGAAUCAGAAGUUGGAUCAUUCCCACUUCCACCUGUAAUAACCACUCCUCUACCACCUGAAUCACCUCCAACACCUCCACCACCGCCACCACCACCUUCACCUCUAGCCUCAAAAGCAACACCACCUCCACCACCUCCAAAGCCUCCUAAUGUCCCUAAUCCACCAAAGAAAAAGCCACCCCCACCUGCUCCAAUACCCAAAGAUGGAAAUGAUGAUGGUGAAGAUUCAGAUGCCAAUAAAACCAAAUUAAAACCGUUUUUCUGGGAUAAAGUGAAUGCUAACCCUAAUCGAGCCAUGGUUUGGCACGAUAUUAAAUCCGGAUCAUUCCAGUUCAAUGAAGAAAUGAUGGAAAGUCUGUUUGGUGCCUCGAGUGUUCAAAACAAGAAUGAGAAUGGAAAAAACCCAGCAAACCUACAAUCUCAACCCAAAUUGGUUCAAAUUAUUGAGCCCAAGAAAGCACAGAAUCUUGCCAUUCUAUUAAAAGCAUUGAAUGUUACUACUCAAGAAGUCUCUGAUGCUGUUAGGGAAGGUAACGAGCUUCCAGUAGAAUUCAUCUCAACUUUGUUGAAAAUGGCACCUACCCAAGAUGAAGAACUAAAACUCAGGACAUAUAAUGGCGAUGUUGCUCUUCUUGGCCCUUCAGAAAAGUUCCUUAAAGCAUUAGUUGAUAUCCCUUUUGCAUUCAAACGUCUUGAAGCUUUGAUGUUUAUGGCUUCCCUUCCCGAAGAAUAUUCUUCCGUUAAAGAAUCCUUCGCAACUUUAGAGGUAGCUUGCACGGUGCUAACAAACAGCCGACUCUUCCUGAAACUUCUAGAAGCGGUUCUUAAAACAGGCAACCGUAUGAAUGUGGGUACGUAUCGUGGUGGGGCCGAGGCGUUCAAACUAGACAACCUUUUAAAACUCUCCGAUGUCAAAGGAACAGACGGCAAAACCACACUCCUAUCCUUCGUAGUCCAAGAAAUGAUCCGGUCAGAAGGAACCAAAGCUGCCCGAAGAGCCCGGGCAAACCAAAGUUCAUCCAAAGACACUUCACAAUCACAACCAAGUAAAGAACCGCCCGAAAAUUACCGAAAAUUCGGUUUCGAAGUCGUUUCCAAGCUAAGUGAGGAGCUCGAGGACGUGAAAAAAGCCGCACUAAUUGACGGGGAUACCCUCACAUCAACGGUUUUGAAGUUAGGGCACAUGUUAAGGAGAACAAAAGACUUUUUAUAUAAUGAGAUGAAACAUGUGGAAGAAGAUACUGAGUUUCAGGUGUUUCUCACGGGGUUUGUGGAACGGGCGGAGGCUGAGAUCGGGUGGUUGUUGGAAGAGGAGAAGAGGAUAAUGGCGGUGGUGAAGAGCACGGGUGAUUAUUUCCAUGGGACAUCGAGGAAAGAUGAAGGUUUAAGGUUGUUUGUUAUUGUGCGUGAUUUCUUGCUACUUUUGGAUAGUGUUUGUAAUGAUAUUAAGAAAACGGCCGCUAUCCAAGCGAAGAAAAAACGGUCGGAUUCGGCGACUACUUCGAUGGAAGGGUCGUUUGGGCCAAAGGAUAUACGUGAUAAGUUGUUUCCGUAUAAUAAAGAUGGGCAAUUGGGGUAUUCGAGUUCGGAUGAAGAGAGUGAUUCUCCUAGUUUUUGAUCAAGAGAGAAGUAGAGGGGCUAAAUGUGAAGAAGAGAAAGUUGGAGGUUUUGUGUUGUAAAUAUCACAAGGGUGUGUUGUGUAGUGUAGAUAUCGUAUUUAAGAUGAUGAGGGCAUUUCCUUUUUGGUUUUGCUUCUAUUUGAACAAGCAAUAAGUGAUUUUUGAUGUGGGAGAUUUAAUGUAGGGAUUGAAUGUGAAUAAGAGGAAGUUGAAGGUCUUCAACUCGGUG